AUGCCACCUGGUGGGCGCGUCCCCUAAUGACGGGAUUCCCGGCGAGUAACAUGACCAAAAAGAAGCGGGAGAAUCGGGGCAUCGCUCUGGAGAUCGAAGGGCUGGAGGAGAAGCUGAGCCAGUGCCGCAGGGACCUGGACGCUGUCAACUCCCGGCUCUGUGAGCCAGAGCUGAGCCCUGAGGCCAGGAGGUCUCUGGAGAAGGAGAGAAAGAGCCUGAUGAGCAAAGCCUCCAAGUACGAGAAGGAACUCGGGCUGCUCCGGAAGGAAAACCGCAGGAACAUGCUGCUCUCCGUGGCCAUCUUCACCCUCCUGGGCCUCGUCUACGCCUACUGGAGCACGUGAGCCGUCCUGCGCGGAAGAGGCCUCCCCUCUGCCAGGCAGGGCCGCAAGGCUUCCUGUGGCCUCGCCUCCCUCCAGAGGGUGUGAGGCUCCGCCCACGGCCACGGGAGAGGCAAUAAAGCGGCUGAGUGAAUGUCAGA
Molecule: messenger RNA, 481 nt
Organism: Sorex araneus (European shrew)
Lineage: Eukaryota; Metazoa; Chordata; Mammalia; Eulipotyphla; Soricidae
Gene: CCDC167
Product: coiled-coil domain containing 167
Exons: 4
Coding region: 27-344 (105 amino acids)
Source: RefSeq, a predicted model, not a curated record